AGCGUAAGUCUGCGUAUGUGUGUUGACAAUAGUAUUUUGUUUAGUUUACAAUUGUAUAUAUUCUUGUAAUUGUUAUUAAAGAAAUAAGUGGUUCAUCGAAAUUAAAACAAUUGAAAAGAUGCGUAAUUUUGCAAAACAACAGUCGCAAGAUACUACGGAUACCAGCAUUGAAAAAGGCGAAUAUCCGCGAGCUUCAAAUGGCGUUGUAAUUGGCGGUGUGGUCACUUUUGUGGCCUACUUCUUUCUCAUGAUGGCGUUUUGUUCACCGUACUGGAUUGAGUCUUAUGAGGAAACACACAGCAGCUUCAAGAAUAUGGGCUUAUGGGAAUAUUGUUUUAAGAAUUUUGUAUAUCCAUAUUAUCAAUUUCCACGACAAUUCAAUGGUUGCCACAAUAUUUUCAGUCACGAAUAUUAUGUUAUCAGAGAGUAUUUGCUACCAGGUUGGCUAAUGGCUGUUCAGGCAUGUGUUACUUUGGCUUUUCUUUUAACAUUUACGGCCUUAGCCAUAUUAGCACUUGUUGUCAUACGUUUGCCAUUAAAAGGUGUGCUACAAUAUGAAUGGUUGAUGAUACGAAUCGCUUAUCUAUGUACGGCCAGUUCUUCAUUGUUACUUUUUAUUGGAGUAUGCAUUUUCGGUGGUUGUGCCUACCGUCGUGAUUGGCUUAUGUAUCCCAAAUUUAAUGUACUCGGCUGGUCUUAUGCAGUAGCUGUUGUAUCUUUCAUAGCACUCGGUUUGGGCGCUUUGAUUUUACAUCGGGAGGCACGCCAUGCUUAUGAUUUACGUGGAGAACAGAAAAACUUGGUUAUGCAAAUGGAAAUGCAAGAACCUGGCUAUCAACCACCUAGACAUCAUCACAGUACCUCUCGCAGUCUACAUGGCUACAUAUAAGAUGGAAAAGACGACUAUAGUUUGUCUCUAACGAGCCUCGUAUAAAUGGGGUGUCAUUUUACAAUUUACCAAGAAUAUUCCAUUUUACGACUUUCUACUAGAUUUUAAGUGAGUGUUCACAAAUUUAAUACGAUUUUUUUUUUGGUUUUUCCUGCACCUUUGCGUGAAUUAAAUUUGAAACUUACCGUCCGGUGUCGUUUGUGUGUACCAAAACUACACAUCGAUAAGGAUAUAUUUUGAAGUUUGGAUUAAGAGAAGUCAAACGAUAAAGUGCCUUAGUUUUAUAGUUGAAUUGAUUUGUAGUUAAUCACUACAGAAAUUAACUAUGUACACUAUGCUAUACAUAUCUAUAUACAUACAUAUAAAAAAAACACAUUUUGUAUUUGUACGUCGAAUAUUUACAAAAAACGACCAACAAAAAUUACAAUAUCAGUAAUUAACUAUCCGUCCAAAUUUUUAUACAUCCACAUUUGUAAUACAUAAAAAUAAUAUAAAUAAAUAAAAUUGUAUUUUAGUUUAUAGUGCAA
This is a messenger RNA of Ceratitis capitata (Mediterranean fruit fly), 1416 nucleotides long. RefSeq lists its product as hypothetical. Gene Ontology annotation, cellular component: membrane; septate junction. The coding region runs from base 119 to 889 and encodes 256 amino acids. Gene Ontology annotation, biological process: regulation of tube size, open tracheal system; septate junction assembly. The record is from RefSeq and is a predicted model, not a curated record. The transcript has 4 exons. Lineage: Eukaryota; Metazoa; Arthropoda; Insecta; Diptera; Tephritidae.